CGGAGCGUACACUCGCCUACGCCCAGUGCCCUGAGCUGGAAGUGUAAGGAUUAAGCCUUCCACAUGUACUUCAUCUGCUUAAGUGGCCUAAGAUUAUCUAAGAAGAUUAAAACUUAUAUCCCAGCCAAAAAGAAGUAUGACUGGAUCAGCUCAGUCCUUGGGAAGAAGAGGAGGAAGAAGAAGGAGGCCUAUUUGGGUUACAUGGGAAAAAUCCUAAAGCAAGCCCACCCAGACUUCAGUGGGUGCUCCUGGGUCUUAGAUGCACUGGGCAUUCUGGAAGAUUGGCGACUGGAAUGGCUUAGCCUGGAGGCGGUGAGGCUGUCCUUCUACAACCACAGAAGAGUCGUUACCAGCAGAGAGAUCCUUGAAGCAGUCAAGCAAAGACCCUCUUGGAAGAGUUUUUGAAUAAAUGGAGUGGUUCUGAGUAGUUCUAUUUUUGAAAUAAUUGCACGUAUCAAAAAAAAUAGGAUAUGUCAGUGGGCUGUGUGGAAGACAAGGUGUCUGAGAAGUACCUGCUGCAACAGGAAUCUUGGUGCUCAAUGCCUGGACUCUGAGGUCUGGUAUUUUUAGCCUCUGACUUAAGUUGUGAAAAAAAAAAAGAAAUA
Messenger RNA from Pteropus alecto (black flying fox), 605 nucleotides. RefSeq names its product histone H2B-like. NCBI's taxonomy places the organism in Eukaryota, Metazoa, Chordata, Mammalia, Chiroptera, Pteropodidae. Gene Ontology annotation, cellular component: nucleosome. Bases 64 to 405 code for a protein of 113 amino acids. The transcript is spliced from 2 exons. Gene Ontology annotation, molecular function: DNA binding; structural constituent of chromatin; protein heterodimerization activity. The record is from RefSeq and is a predicted model, not a curated record.